GGACCACUCUGCUCGAUCAAAUUACAUUCCUACCCUUCCUUCUCCCACACUACUCUCCUAUAUGUACAUGUACCUGCCUUUGAUUUCCAUCCAUUUUUUCAACCGUAUACACGCCGCAACUACAUACAGCAUAUACAUACAAACACUCUCCAGCUUUACAUUUAGAAUUGAGCUCGUAGAGAUAUGGAGAUCGCGCAUGCGAGAGCUGCGGAGGUGAAGAGCGCUGCCAACUCCACGACUAAAAGACGAAAGCUUGAUGCUGGAGAGCUUGUCCAAUCUUCGUCUUCGAGUUUCGACAAUUUGAGUAAAUGCAGUUGUCUGAUCAAUUCACCUGAGAAUUCAAAGUCUCCGGUGAGAAAUUCAGCUUCUUCCGAUCAAAGUCCGGCUGACAUGCCUUGUAGUCACGAAUUAUGCGACAACAGCUCGAGAUCCGCUCAUUUGCAGGUUGAGAAUUCGAAAGCUAAUAAUUCAACAUUUAUGAACAGAGAAUUGAGGCUGGACGCGAUGGAAACAACAACAAAGAGGACGACGAAGAGCAAGGCUUCAUCUGCGCAGCAGCCGUCUAUGGCGGAGAUCGAAGAGUUUUUCUCCGUAGCCGAGAAGUACGAAGCUAAACGAUUUGCCGAAAAGUACAAUUUCGAUAUUGUGAAGGAUGUGCCUUUAGAAGGAAAGUACCAGUGGGUUCGUAUAAAGCAGUGAAUUGUGAAAACGAUAACAGAUCUAUAAAUUUCAAAUUGUUUACAGGAAUCCAAGUAUGUGCAUUGUUCAAAAGAAUUUGAUUUUUGAAAAUAAUAUGUACAGAGAUACAUCUCUAUCUAAAUAUGUAGCAGUAUUUAUGUUAAAAAGUUGAUAUAUUUAGGUACUAUGGAAACAAGCAGAAGCUUCGCUUCUCUGCAACGUCCAUUUUGGUUGGUAUGACAUGAAUAUUCACAAUCAAUAUGACAAUAUAUAUAAACACACAUUAAACAAUAUACAGCCCCAUUUGUUUGCAGAAGAUUUAAACAUGUAUGUAUAGAAGAUGAUGAUGAUAUCUUUGUCUAUCCAUGUCUGGGCCGGGUGUAUUGAUAGUGGUAGCAGAGUGACAUUAAUUUUGUGGGGAAUUUGUUUUGGAGUUUGAUUGUUACGUUUGGAAAGCAAGUUUCGUUUGGGUGUGCUUUGGCUUUUUCUUGUUAUUUUGUCAGUUUCUUUGCAUUUUCAAGCCCUAAAUUGCAUAUAUUCCUUUCUCUACAUUGUAAAGUGAAUUGAUUCUUUUGUGCAAAUCAGAGUUUCAGUGGGGUCAUUUUGUUUUCA
Daucus carota subsp. sativus is the source of this 1290-nucleotide messenger RNA. RefSeq names its product cyclin-dependent kinase inhibitor 7. The transcript has 4 exons. Gene Ontology annotation, biological process: negative regulation of cyclin-dependent protein serine/threonine kinase activity. The record is from RefSeq and is a predicted model, not a curated record. Gene Ontology annotation, cellular component: nucleus. NCBI's taxonomy places the organism in Eukaryota, Viridiplantae, Streptophyta, Magnoliopsida, Apiales, Apiaceae. Bases 184 to 699 code for a protein of 171 amino acids. Gene Ontology annotation, molecular function: cyclin-dependent protein serine/threonine kinase inhibitor activity.